Messenger RNA from Chara braunii, 5540 nucleotides. The record is from the annotation of a GenBank genome assembly. Lineage: Eukaryota; Viridiplantae; Streptophyta; Charophyceae; Charales; Characeae.
CGGAUGGAAUAGACCGGUCAAGGUAUAGUGUUGACUAAAGGGGAUGUGCUUGUUUUCUUUUGCCAGGGAACUUAAAAAGAAGAGGCUGUCAAGAUGCCUGAGACUGGCGGCGCAUCAGUUGUUCCCAAGAAGGGCCUGACACUCGAUGACCUCAUUGCGGCCAUUGACCGACAUGAAAGGAACCCGAGCAACAUCCCAAAGGUCGAUACUUUCCAUUUCUGUGGGGAGAGAGUCUCAGAAUGGCUAGAGCGGGUGGAACAAGCUUUGGUCGGGCGGCCGAAUGUUGUAAAGUUUCAACGCAUCCUUCAGUAUGUCCUCCACAGCUACCAUCAGAAGGUGAAGAAAGUCAUAGAUGCGGCUCAAGGUAGCUGGGAGAGGUUCAAGGAGGGGAUGCAGAGGAAAUACCACCUGGGAGACGGGUUGUUGACUACCACGAACCUUGAAGCGAUGAACAAAGAGGAUUUUACGGCCAUAGGGGGCUUUGUUCAAGAAUUUAAGAAGAGGGCGCGGAAGGUCCAUGGGAUUUCGGAGGAAGCACAGUGCGCCAUCUUUCUGGGGCUACUCACAGCAUCGGAGGCUGUCGAAUUGACAAAACAUGGAGGAGGUAGCACCAAGCUCACCUGGGCCACCAUUGACAGAGGGAUGGAAGUUGGGUGCUUGGACCAGGUGGAACAACGUCAGGUAGGGGUGGAGGAAAGGGGCAAGGCAGGAAUGGUGGCGGAAGAGGAAGGCAACGGAAUGGCCAAGGCCAGGGGUACCAAGGCCAAGGGAGUCAAGGCCAGGGGUACCAAGGCCAAGGGAGUCAAGGCCAGGGGUACCAAGGCCAGGGCUAUCAAGGGAGGUCAGGGGUAUGGAAGACCCCGCUUUGACUGGAGGACGGCCAUCUGUCAACAUUGUGACCAGCAGGGCCACACUAUAAGGUUCUGUAAUAUAAGACGGGAAGACGAGAGAAGCGGACUGAUUUCCUCUACUAUGGAUGGGAAUAUCUACGAUCAGUUUGGGGAGGCCAUUGACAGAAGGCUUGGAAGAGUGAGGGUUGAAGCCCAACGAAGAGCGGCAGCUGGGUCACCACCCCCUGCCAUGUUCAGGCUAUGGCAGGAAAAGGAGAAACCACCGUUUGGGGUAGAAGAAGUGGGGAGCAAUAAGGAAGUGACUCAAGGGCUGCGAGGAGGAAGUGAGACGGAAGAGGCCAUAAUCAUCGAGUCAGAUGACGAGGAUGAGGAGGAAAGAACGGAGCCUCUGUCCGUCUUAUUUGAGAAGAUGGAGGACUUGCUGGAUAAGAUGUUGAGGGGACGGCUCAAGCAGGGUCCUCAAAGACGGUACAAGACGGUAGAUAAGAAGUGCCGCCCGGUACCCGUCCUCGUUACAGAGGACGAGGAAGCAUAUUACGAGAGGGAACGAGGGUUCAUUCGACAAAUGAGGGAAAGUGUUUUAGCAGGGUCAUAUCGUAUCAACGAAGGGAACGAGAAGAAGUUGAUCGUAGGGGAGUCUGAUUUCCUGCUGCCCCAGGAGCGAACGCUGAUGGUGGAAUUAAUAAAGAGGAAGCAUCGCGCCUAUGUGUUUAGUGACGAGGAGCGUGGCAGGCUGGAUGUAGAUAAGAUACCUAUGAUCCACAUCCACACCGUGCCACACGAGCCUUGGAACAUGAGAGGGGCGCGAUAUCCCAAUCCUGACGAAGAAAGGAAGGUGGUGGAUUAUCUCGACGGCAAGAUACGUACUCACGUCGCCGACUAUUUAAGUGGACCGUAUGCGUCCCCGUGGUUCUGUUUUAUUAAGCCUAACGGGACGCUGCGGUGGAUGCAGGAUUUGCAAAGAUUGAAUGCAGUGACCGUGCGAGAUGCGGGAGGACUGCCAAAUGCAGACGCGUUAUCGGAAUCCUGCGCCGGAAGGCCUAUAAUUUCGCUUAUAAACCUUUACUCAGGAUACGAUCAGUUCCCAGUCUACCCGCCGGAUAGGUCGGUGACAGCUAUGCACACGCCGCGAGGAUUAGUCCACAUGAACGUGGCCCCACAAGGGUGGACCAACGCAGUAGCAAUGGUCCAACGGGCCAUGAUUCGGGCCAUGCAGUUAGUAAGCCCCCAUAUCACACAGCCAUACAUUGACGAUUUGGCAGUGAAGGGGCCGGCGAUGAAAGAGAGCGACGAAGUCUCACCAGGGGUAAGGCGCUUUGUCUGGAAACACAUUCAGGACCUCGAAAAGGUCAUGAGCCUACUCGAAAAGCAUAACCUCACGGCAAGCGGGGCCAAAUCCAGACACUGCAUGAGGGAAGCGACUAUCUUGGGGAUAGUCUGCAAUAAGAAGGGCAGAAGGCCGGAUGUGAAGAAGACGGACAAGAUUACUAAGUGGCCAGUUCCGUUCCACUCAAUAACUGAUGUCAGGAGCUUCCUUGGUACGUGUGGAUUUUGGAGGGCCUUCGUCAAGAACUUUGCCGCUAAGACUGAACACAUGAGGAAGUUAGUCCGUGAGGAUCAGGAAUGGGUAUGGGGUGAGGAACAAGAAGAGGUGGUGGCAAAAAUGAAAGAGGAAUUCCGAGAAGGAGGGUUGGUGUUAGGAGCGCCAGAUUAUGACGCCACAGAGACUCGACCCUUCAUUGUCGAAACGGAUGCGGGACCGACCGCCUUAGGGAGAGUUCUAAUACAGGCAGACAUGGAAGAAAAGGAAAGGCCCUUGCGAUUUGAGAGCCGGACUCUCAGUACGACAGAGAGGAACUACUCUCAGUUCAACAGGGAGACCCUUGUUGUCCUCCACUGUCUGCGAAUCUUCCGGAACUAUGUUUUCGGCAGGAGAUUUAUUUUGAGAGUGGAUCCGACAGCCCUGGCCUACUCUCUAAGGAAUUACGUUCCAUCGGAUCUGACGAUUGCCAGAUGGCUGACGUACAUCUGGAUGUUCAAUUUCGAAUUAGAACGGAUUCCUGGUAGUAAGAACCGGGCAGACGGGCUGAGUCGGAUCAACUGGGAUAAGCAGGAAGGGGAGGCGGUGAAGAAUACGCCCCCAGUUGAUGGAUUUCUGGAUCAGGAAGAAGAUGUUCGUCUCCAUAUCAAUAAGUGGUCGCCGCGAGUGCCCAGCUGUGUAGGCUAUCCUAUUUGGCAAGCGCCGAGCGGAUAUGAAAGGAGGACCGAGCUGGAAAGCCUAGACCAGUCAGGCUCGUUGAACCCGGCAGGGAAUGUGGACGAAAUACCCGAGAGCCAGGACGACGAGUUCGAAGAAGGGAAAAUUAAGGAAGCUUUUCGUGCAGAGGAGUACGACGGGAUCUACCUAGAGCUGGGGCUUCUUCUGUCAUGUGAAAUGCGGCUAAGAGAUGUGAGCGAUAGGGAUCAAAGGAUGCUGCAGCGCUACUUAUUGCGAGACGGUCACCUUUUCGUGAGAAGGGAAGUGGGGAAUCCCAGGAGAGUCGUCUGCGGUAGGAAUCGUCAGAUCGACGUCGUAGCAGCGCUUCACGAUGGUAUUGCAGGAGGACAUCGAGGGGCACAAGCCACGUAUGCCAAGAUAAGUGAGAUGUACUACUGGGAUGGGAUGAUGGAUAUGGUCGAAAAGUUCUGUCGAUCUUGCGUACCUUGCCAGGAAAGAUCCCGUUUAAGGCAAGGAGAGCCGUUGCAUCCCAGGUCUGACUUUACGAAGACAGUCAUGCCAAGAGGAGGGAAGGGGACACGGCCGCCUCAGAGGCCAUUGGGCGUAUCAGGAGGAUAUGAGCGGCAUGGGUCUCGCCAUCGAGAGAGUACUCCAGUCUACAAUGAUGGGAACAUCGAGCUAUUCCUGGACAGUUUCUGGGAGCAUGCGAGGCGUAUGGGCUGGACCGUCGCUCAGACGAUUGAGAGAUUGAGGGGAGCAGGUAGGUUCGAAGAGCCCAUUGCCAGGAUUCAUAGGGAGGCGACGACGAGGCAGGAGGUGGAGAUGAGGAUGGAGGAGUUGCGACCCUCGCCUGUGGGACCUGAUGGCAGGCCGAUCCGCCUGGAGAUUGGAAAUGCGUCGGACUUCAUCCCCGCGUUUGAGUGGUUCAUGCAAGAGCAGGGCAUACAGAGAGAUGAUUGGAUGCAGACACUACCACUCUGGACCAGGAAGGCGGAAAGGCCACUGGUUAUGCAGAUCAGGGACAUGGUACGAGAUUGGGAGAGCUGCAGGGCACAUUUAAGAGAGGCCUUUCGACGGCCAGAGAUCCCUCAGCCCAGAGUCGAGAGGCGGCAGAGGAGUCAGAGGCCGAGGGACCCUAAGCCCAGGGAGGCGAGACCAUCUCGAGGAGGACGGAAGGCCAUAGCCAGGAGAGAGCAGGAGCCAGAGGAUGAGGAGCGGGGGGCAUACCCUGAGUGUGGGUUGAGGCCAGUGGAGUUCCAUCAUACUUCUCGGUGGAGGGCGUCGCUUCAGGGUGAGGGGCAUGGAGAGCAGGCAGAGGAGGUGUCACGAGAGGAGUUGCCACGAGAGGAGGUGCCACAGGGGGAGAUACCACAAGAGGAGAUGCCACGGGAGGAGGUACCACAGGAAGAGGUCCGGGGUACUCAGCGAGAGAGAGGGCUGGGCGAUGAGGGGAGACGUGCAGGGAAGGAAGUGAUAGAGGUUGGAGAGGACACGCCCCCACAGACGCCAGCAGUGGGUUUGAGACUCAUGGAUGCACAAGGGAGCACCCGGCAGGCAAAGGAGGGGUUGCAGAGAGAGGAGACCCCUUUACCUUCGUCAGAAAAGGCUCCUUCACCAGAAGGGAGGGCAGAAAGGAGGAGAGAGAGGGCAGUUGUAAGGAGAGAAGCUUUGAUCCUGAUUGAUAGGCACCUAGCAGCUCAUGCCCUGGAGCGCCCAGACCUGGAGGAGCCAUCACCUGCAGAGCCACGCCAGGAGUCAUGCCAUCCCGAGAAGGAGAUGGAAGCAGAGAUCCCAAAGAGGGUCGACCUCCGCACGAGGGAGAGGGUGCCAGCUAGAGAGACGGCUGAAGAAAAGAGGGCGAGACGAACCAGGCGGAUAGAUGAGAUAUGGCAGGAGAGGCAGAGGUUGGAGGCAGCGGGGGAGCUCCCGGAGCAGCAGCAGGAGAGGCAGAGAUCGGAGGCAGCAGGAGCACUYCCRGGUCAGCCACCCAGCGCRCCAGCYARGGCCCCRGAGAUYCCUGAGAURUGGAGRGACUUCUGRGAGCAGARAGGAGAGGAGCUUCCAUCGCCAGUCRGAGCCGGGUUUGGGGUGGCCAGGAAGGCGGAAGAAAGGUUAGAUCGUAAAAUCAAGUUCCUGGCCAAGACCACUUUUGACCGGCACUUGUUAUUGGAAGGCGAUCUAGCGGGGAAGAAAAUGAAGGAAGCCAGCCAUGGAGUACGCCUGGAGGCUAUGGAGAUGGAAAUUCAGGAACUUAGGGCUUUGGUGGCCAGCCAGGCAGCUAUCAUUGAAAGCCUGAGGGAGCAAACCCAGGGAAAGGUGGACAGACCAGAGAGCAGCCGGUAGGGAGAGCAAAGGCAGCCAGGACAGGGACUGCCAGGACAGCCAUCUGCGACAGAGCCUCGCCAGGAGAGAGAGGCGAGAGCACAGAGACAGGUGGAGAGAGAGGCGUUCGAGUUCAGAGCCCCUACCGA